Sinocyclocheilus rhinocerous is the source of this 1778-nucleotide messenger RNA. Its product is annotated as growth factor receptor-bound protein 2-like. The transcript has 6 exons. Lineage: Eukaryota; Metazoa; Chordata; Actinopteri; Cypriniformes; Cyprinidae. Gene Ontology annotation, molecular function: protein binding. The record is from RefSeq and is a predicted model, not a curated record. Bases 663 to 1316 code for a protein of 217 amino acids.
AAAUUGGCUUCUGCAGCCAGAAAUUUCUCUGAAUUAUGGGGUCCAGCAAUGUCACUAUUUGUCCACUAGAUGUCGAUCCGUCCAUCUGUGUGUCAUGCUGCAUUUUUCUCAUAGAGAACUGGAACAACCAUUCUCUUCUGUUUAGUUCCAAUCUGUACUGCAAUCUUCAAUGCGAGAUUAAAAGGUUUAGAUAAGAGGAUACGCGCGUUUAAAUGAAACGGAUCUAUGGUGCACUGUCGAUUUGUGUAGUUUCACUAUUAUUUCAGUGUGUGAAGUUUAUGUUUGGACCUUUCCAUCUUUGCGGACCAUAACACGAAGGAAGCGGAAAUUAACAGCCCGCUUGCUUUUCCCGGAGCUACUCCGGAGUCGGGAAAAUUAACUGCAACCGUAAGCCCUAUGAACAUGAUUUUACUGUUGUUAAAAUGCAGUAUUUCUAUGUAGUUCUUUAUUUCACUGCGUAAGAGGGAUCGGAGAGGGAGACUCUGCACCUCUGUGCGCUGGGCUGACAGCACCCAGACAAGGAAGAUCUGUCACUCCACGGUCAGCAGUGACAAGGACAGAUAUUAGGAGAUUGAAUCAGAUCAGUCAGGGCUGUUAUUCUGCCUAUAGAAGCACUUCCUUCUGGAGCUUUAUAUCUGUCUCACAUCCACACAGCCCAUGCCAUGGAGGCAAUAGCUAAAUACGAUUUCAAAGCUACUGCGGAUGAUGAAUUAAGUUUCAAGCGAGGAGAGAUUUUAAAGAUUUUAAAUGAAGAAUGUGACCAGAACUGGUACAAGGCAGAACUCAAUGGAAAAGAAGGAUUCAUUCCUAAAAAUUACAUAGAAAUGAAGCCACACCCCUGGUUUUAUGGGAAGAUUCCCCGUGCAAAGGCAGAAGAAAUGUUAAAUAAACAGAGACACGAUGGAGCUUUUCUCAUUAGAGAGAGUGAGAGUGCACCUGGAGACUUCUCGCUGUCUGUCAAAUUUGGGAAUGAUGUCCAGCACUUCAAAGUCUUACGGGAUGGAGCAGGAAAAUACUUCUUGUGGGUGGUCAAAUUUAACUCGUUAAACUCUUUAGUGGAUUAUCAUCGGUCCACUUCGGUGUCCAGGAAUCAGCCCAUUUUCCUCAGGGACAUUGAACAGGUACCAAAGCAUUCUACAUAUGUUCAAGCUUUGUUUGACUUUGACCCUCAAGAGGAUGGAGAGCUGGGUUUCAGGCGUGGAGAUUUUAUCCAGGUCCUGGACAACUCUGAUCCUAAUUGGUGGAAGGGGGCUUGUCACGGACAGACCGGAAUGUUCCCUCGCAACUAUGUCACACCUGUCAAUCAAAACAUGUAACUCGCAGAGAAAAUGUUUGCUUGCUUAAAGCACCUGUGGACAUCCAGCUGGGUUGCCAUGGAAACAGAAACCACAGAGUGAUGGAGAGAAAAGGCUCAAUUGGUGACGUCGAUGUCGAUUGGCCGGUAAAAUAAAGACUGUGCUGUUUGGAGUGGUUGACAUUUUAAGAAGCACUAUUGGCUGUGUGAGGAAGAAUGCUCCAGACUGAUAUUUCGUUCAUGUACUGUUUCACAUCAGCUUUGCUUUAUAUGCAACUUUAUUUCAUGUUAUAUGACAUCAGCUGUACUAACGAAAAAUGUUAUUUUAUGUGAAGGAAAUUCACAAUAUCACAAUCACAAUACUGGUACAGUUUUGCAUCAGGAUUUAUUUUAAACACCAUGUUAUGCUUGAUUUGUAUUGUUAAAAUGCAUCACGCAUGUUUCAUGCUUAAUUUUUGUAUUCGUCUUUUGUCAUCUUUCCAGA